This is a messenger RNA of Morone saxatilis (striped sea-bass), 2192 nucleotides long. It is a transcript of the gene asb3, whose product is annotated as ankyrin repeat and SOCS box containing 3. The transcript has 10 exons. The record is from RefSeq and is a predicted model, not a curated record. Gene Ontology annotation, molecular function: protein binding. The coding region runs from base 124 to 1809 and encodes 561 amino acids. NCBI's taxonomy places the organism in Eukaryota, Metazoa, Chordata, Actinopteri, Moronidae. Gene Ontology annotation, biological process: intracellular signal transduction.
CACGCAGCCAGGAUGUUGUGGUGCGGCGUCAUCAAACAGCGACUCAAAUGAGACGUCAAAUCCAUUAUUGUCCUCUGUUGUUGCUCAGUGGUAGACAGAUAGUGGCUCUGUUUGAAGCAGGGCAUGGACUUCACAGAGUGCUACGGAGACUCGGUGUCCAGUGUUGCAGCUGCAGCUCGCUCCGGCUGCAGGAGGCGGGUGAGGAGGCUGAUAAAGAGGGGCUACAGUGUGGACUGUGGGGACAACCGAGGCUGGAAGGCCCUGCAUGAGGCUGCAGCAGCUGGCAGCAAGGACUGUGUGCAGGAGAUACUGUCUGCUGCUGCUGCAGGCUCCUCCCAUGGCUGCCGUGCCUAUGUGAACUCUCUGACACAUGAGGGGGAAUCUGCAUGUUACCUGGCAGCGAGGCACGGACACCUGGCAGUGGUCCGACUCCUCCUGAAAGCACACGCCAACAUCAACCAGCUAACUAAUGACCUAUCCUGUCCUCUGUAUGCAGCUGUGGACGGUGGGUACACGGAGGUUGUAGAACUGUUGGUCAGUAAAGGUGCAGAGGUCAACAGGACACACACCGCCUCCUGCUGGACCUGCCUACAUCAAGCUGUUUAUAAGGGUCACAGUGAAAUUGUGCGCAUACUGGUCAAUGUGUGCAACUUGGAAGCACUAGAUGACCAUAAGAUCUCCCCGCUCUUUGUGGCUGCACAGUAUGGACAGCAGGAAUGUCUGGAAAUCCUUGUCACUGCUGGUGCCAAUGUGAACACCCAAGCAGCUGAUCUGGCCACGCCGCUGCUGAUCGCCUCUCAGGAGGGCCACCAGGCAUGUGUGGAUUUCCUGUUGGACCACGGGGCAGAUCCCAACAUAGCCUGCAGUCACGACUGGCCCCAGCUUCCCAUUCAUGCUGCUGCUGAGUUUGGCCACAUCGGUGUCCUCAGGAGGCUGAUAGCUGUCACAGAUCGUGUGUGUGACCGUGGUGAUGGCAUGGUGAGUCCAUUGUACGUGGCCGUCCACAGGCAUCGGAGCAAGAGCAUCGAGGUGCUCUUGAGGGAAGGUUAUAGCCCAGACGCACAGGCUUGCACGCACAUCCUGGGCCACCAUUCACCACUCUCCGUCGCCCUGUGUAACACAUCAGACAAACCAUACAGUGAAUCAGUGAGGCUGCUGAUAGCUGCAGGAGCUAGUUUGAACGAGGAGGACUGGAUUUAUGCCUUGGCCACCGACAAAACAGACCUGCUGCAACUUAUACUGGAGCACAGAUGGAUCCCUCGACCGGAGACUUUGACCAGGAACUGUUCUGUACCACAUCAUCGUGGGAAAACUGUGUUAAAGCUGCAGGAAAUGAGGGGGCUGCUCUGUGUGGCACUAAACCAAGUACAUUUUGCUGCGUGCUGGCUUCCUCUGCUUCUGAAAGCAGGACUGGAACCUUCUUUGCUGCUUCAGCCCCAUAUGUUUGAACAGGCAGACAGCGAGGUGUUGAAUUACCUGCUAGAGUUUGUAAACUGGUCGACUCUGUCACCCCCUUUGAAACAUAUUCUGGAUCAAAGACGAGCAGAGAAGACGUGGGAACCAUGUCCAUGUUUUGAAUCCAUUACCUGUCUUUCCCACAUCUGUCGGCUGCGGGUUAGGUCAGUGUUGGGACCAGAUCUACUGAUGAGGACCAACGUAGUCCAGCAGCUCCCAGUGCCCUCCCCACUUCAUGGUUUCCUCCAGUUCAGAGACAUCCCGGAAGCUUCCUUCAAACACUCACCGCCAUCAACACUUUCAAAUCGAAUACAGGAAUACAGCAGUACAUACCAACACAGACAUGUUCUAUAACCCAGUUGUCCCCUUCAUGCUGCUAUGAGGUUGUUAAAAUCAGCUUGUGGAAGCUAUAUGAGUGUAAAAUUCAAAUCCAAGAAUACAUUUGUUUAUGGCUGCACUAUUCCAUCAAAUAGAAAUAUUUUAUGCACCAUUUGACACACUUUUCCUCAAAAAAACAACGGCAUAUUUGGUGUAUUUGGAGACAUUGAGUAUAUUCUGUAGGUUUGAACAGAGUAUGACUACACAGGUGGGCCAGUGAGGUUUAAAAAGACGAUACUUCGAUAUUCUAUCUAUAAAAAAACAUUUCCCACAUUUGCAUAUUGUAUAUAUCCAUGCUGUUUGUGUUCAUCUGUUUCUCUGUGCCAGAUUCCUUGAUUGAAUUAAACGAGUCAAAUGUU